This is a messenger RNA of Orcinus orca (killer whale), 789 nucleotides long. RefSeq names its product translation machinery associated 16 homolog (gene TMA16). The transcript is spliced from 7 exons. Gene Ontology annotation, cellular component: nucleus. Bases 135 to 746 code for a protein of 203 amino acids. The record is from RefSeq and is a predicted model, not a curated record. Lineage: Eukaryota; Metazoa; Chordata; Mammalia; Artiodactyla; Delphinidae.
UCAGGUGAGCCCGGCUUCUUCCGCUCCUCGUGGAUUUGGCCGGAGUCGCCUCGUGAGCUGUUGCCGCCGCCGACUCUGAGGUCUCGCCGUGUGGACUCGGGGGUCCGGAGGUCCCAGGCCGCGAGAACGUCACCAUGCCUAAAGCACCAAAGGGAAAAAGUGUAGGACAAGAAAAAAAAGUCAUCCAUCCAUACAGUAGAAAAGCGGCUCAAAUUACGAGAGAGGCCCACAAACAAGAAAAAAAGGAAAAACUGAAGAAUGAAAAGGCGUUACGUCUCAAACUUAUUGGUGAAAAACUGCAGUGGUUUCAAAAUCAUCUUGAUCCCAAAAAAGUAGGAUAUUCAAAGAGAGAUGCUUGUGAAUUAAUUGAAAGGUAUUUAAAUCGGUUCAGCAGUGAGCUGGAGCAGAUUGAGUUACACAACAGCAUCAAGGCCAGGCGGGGCCGGCGGCACUGCGCCCGAGAGGCGGCCAUCAAGCAGACCACGGAGCGAGAGUGGCGGCAGUACAGGGGCUGCGGCCUCGAGAUUCCAGACAUUUUAAAUGCAGGUAAUCUGAAAACUUUUAGGGAAUGGGAUUUUGAUCUGAAGAAAUUGCCAAACAUUAAAAUGAGAAAAAUCUGUGCUAAUGAUGCAGUGCCUAAGAAGUGUAAGAAGAAACCUGUGACAGCUGUAGACAGAGAUUUAGGAGAAUUGGAACUGAAAGAUGAAUCAAGUGACACAGAUGAGGAAAUGACUGCAGUGGCCUAAUUGUCUUUACUUGAGUUGAAAAUAAAUAAUUUGAGAACUUCAA